Molecule: messenger RNA, 588 nt
Organism: Penicillium psychrosexuale
Lineage: Eukaryota; Fungi; Ascomycota; Eurotiomycetes; Eurotiales; Aspergillaceae
Source: RefSeq, a predicted model, not a curated record
AUGGUGAUAACUACUUACUACCUGCACCAUAUACUUUUACGCGUGAGAUCUUCUCUAACUGUUCUUGUACCAUCCAUAUCAACACCUCCCACCUUACAUGCUUUCUCAACCUAUAUAAAGCAAAAACAAAAAACAUACAACAGUGAGGAUUCGCUGGUGGUCACCCACCCAACUACUAACUCACCGGCGUGUGGCUUGAGUACGGCUGAGCGGACGGGAAGCCCUAUUUUCCACACCCUAUGGUCGUAUGUAUUUGAUACAGCGCUGGAGGGGAACAUAGAGCAGCUGAGAAUUAUAAACUAUAGCUGUGGUAGGAUGGAUGGUAACACAGCUUAUGCCUUAUCGUUACCAUUGGGUCAGACUUUCACGACGAAACCUAAGACAAAUACAUAUGAUAUUGCUAUAUUUCAUUCACACAGCGAUAAAACAAAAACAAAAACAUACAACAGUGAGGAUUCGCUGGUGGUCACCCACCCAACUACUAACUCACCGGCGUGUGGCUUAUGUGCGGUCAGUAGUUCGGUGGGUGUCGCCUGGGGUGAGAAAUGGGUGAGCGCCGCUUUACGGUCGCGCGACCAGGGUGAGAUA